ACUGUUUGUAGGAGGUCGCAGGGAUAACGCUAGCUGUCCACAUUUCAUUCCCUUGACUUCUUCUAUCAAUCGUGCAAUGUCCAGGAUAUUAAUCGUUGGCGCAGGGCUGACAGGAAGCCUGUGUGCUUAUCUCCUGAAAAAGGAGCUGGCUAGUAAAUUACAAGUGGUUGUGUGGGAUAAAGCUAGAGGAGCAGGAGGACGAAUGUCUACAAGCCGAUGUCCCUCAAAUCCAAACUGUACAGUUGACUUAGGAGCUCAGUACAUUACAGUCACCCCUCAUUAUGCUCAGAAACACAAAAGAUUUUAUGAUGAGCUUCUGGCACAAGGCAUUUGUAAGCCUUUGAAUUCUGUAGUAGAAGGAAUGGUGAUGAAAGAUGGAUCUUAUAAUUUGGUUACACCCCAAGGAGUGUCAUCAAUUGUUAAGUAUUACCUCGGACAGUCAGCAGGUGCUGAUGUUUUUUACGAGCGCCACGUUACACACAUAAACCUUCGAGACGGCGCAUGGGAGGUCUGUAGAAAAUCUGGGACACCAGAAUCCUUUGACGUGGUUGUUCUUACUAUGCCAGUACCACAGAUUUUACAGCUUAAAGGUGACAUUGAAAACUUGAUUCAGAAAAACCAAAGGCAGAAAUUGAAGACUGUAAGCUACUCCUCUCGAUAUGCCCUGGGGCUGUUUUAUGAAGCUGGAACACAGAUUUCUGUCCCCUGGGCAGCAAAGUACAUCACCAAUAAUCCCUGCAUACGAUUCAUCUCUAUUGAUAGCAAGAAACGCAAUGUAGAAUCCUCAGGGGUUGGGCCAUCACUUGUUGUGCACACCAGUGUGCCUUUUGGAAUUGAACAUCUGGAACAAGAGAAAGAAGCUGUUCAGCCUUUAAUACUAGAGCAUCUUGAAACGAUAUUGCCAGACCUUCCAAAACCAAUCGAUAUCAAGUGUCAAAAAUGGAGAUUCUCACAGGUUACAGAAGCCUUUCCUGAUUGUCCGGGCCAAAUAGCACUUCACAACAAGCCCCUGCUGUUAUGUGGAGGAGACGGAUUUACACAUUCUAACUUUGAUGGAUGUACUGAAUCGGCCCUACGGAUUGUGGAAUCGUUAGCCUCCCAUUUAUAAUGUUGACAAAAGCUUUUUAUGUAUACUGUAGUUAUAUGAUAAUAUCAAUCUUUACAAGUGGAAACUACACUUAGUUUAAUUACAUUUAUUGUUUGGUAUAACUUUUCUGGCAUCAUUUGAAACUAUUGUGGAUAUUGAUAUAACCUUCAGAAUCUUGUAUAGCAACUGACGUGACUUUUGUUCUUUAUUAUGGAAACAAUCAUGAAAUAGAUUUGUCAUUUUUUUAUUACUGAAAUGCUAGUUUAAAAUUAAGUGCUAUUUAAAUGACAGGGUUUUUUGUAGUUUAGAAGUCUCUUUUUCUUUUUUUGCUUUUCUUUUGUUGUUGUUGCUGUUUUACAACAAUCGCUGAGUGUUAUUGUAAGCUGAAUUAAUGUAUCAGUUAUUCAAGAUUUCAUGCUAGGCUUCACUGAGGAAAAAAAAAAGAUCAGAUUCUGGAUAUACGCAGAAUGCUUAAUGUCAGUGGCUUAAACAAAUCAAAAAAGGCUCUUAAAGGGACAUUACAGUAAAAAUGUAAAUGCACGUAGAUGUAUUACGUAUUUGAAUAGCAACAUAUUUGCAAUAUACAUAUAUUGGCAAAAAUGCUUCUAGUAAAUAUUAUCACUAUUUUAAUGUUAACAUGUUUCUCUGCACGUGCAUGUGAAGCAUAGCUAGAUAUUCUCUGUGCACCAGCAUUUUAAAUACUGUAGCUGUUCAGAACUUCAGUAGGGCUUGUAUUAUGUCAGCAAUUAACAAAUUGAGUCAUUACCAAACAGUACAAGCACCUUAGGCUCUCUGAGCCAGCGCUGUGUUUAAAAUGCUGGCGCAUACUUAAAUACACGUUUGAAACGGCUAUAACUUUUACUAGAAGCAUUUUUGCUAAUGCAUGUAUAUUACAAAAAUGUUUCUAUUGAAAACUGAAAUGCAUCCACGUGGGUUCCAAUUUUGGCUGGAAUAUCCCUUUAAGUGAGGUAUACACGGAACUUGACUGGCAAAUUAGAUUAGGUUAAUGUUCUAAAUAACUCAAUGAAGAUGCAGUUUCAUCAACAUUCCUGAUAUUUAAAGGGACAUGAAACACAAAAAAAUGUCAUGAUUCAGAUAGGGAAUACAAUUUUUUUUUCUUCCAGUUUCAUUCUAUUAUGAAAUUUGUGUCAUUCCCUUGUUAUUCUUUGUUGAAGAGAUAUCUAGGUAGGUAGCGUGCACAGGUUUGGAGCACUACACUAACUGCUGGCAUAUAGCGCUGCAGACAUGUGCACACUCCUGAGCUUAGCUUCCUGCUUUUCAACAAAGGAUAACAAAAAAAUUGAUAAUAGAAGUAAAUUAAAAGUUGUUUAAAAUUGUGUGUUCUAGCUGAGAAAAGUGUUGGAUUUUAUGUCCUUUUAACAUUAAUUGAACUAUAAUAUGAAAGAUCUUAGACCUAUAAAUGGUCUUAAGUCAAAAGCCAAAGGCUUAAAUAUCCCUCCCACUUCCUCAUUACCCCAGUCAUUCUUUGCCUUUUGUCACGUUAGGAGCUGGCAGAGAAGUGUCAGAAGAUUCGGAAAGUCCUGAAAAAGGUUAUCUGCCCUUCGAGAUAGGACUGGAGUUUUCAGUUGUCAACCUCUCAGUGAGAGUAUUGAUGAAAGUUAUGGUCUGGAGAUGCAGGGAAAGUUUUUCUGCGAAACCAUCCAGACUACUUAAAAAAAAAAACUAAUUUUUUUUUUUUUAGUUUAAACUCAUAGUUAAAGUCCUACCUGGGAGCCACAAGCAUUGCAGCUCUGUAGCAGAACAAGGCCAGUGAUUGGUAACUAUGUGCAAUUCUUGUACCUCAUUGGCUGUGUACUGUCAGGUGCUGCAGGGCUUGUGGUUUCGAAAUAUAACUUUACCUAUGUGUUUAACGUAUUUGAUGUGGCUAAACGGAUCUCAAGAUAGAGUAAAUAAUGAGUAAAUAAUGCAAAUGAGUAAAUAAUGUAAAUAAUGAGUAAAUAAUGCAAAUAUUGCACAUCCUCCUGAAUACGAGCUUGUAAUGUUUGCUUUAGAAUGUCACCUUAAAGGGACAUAAAACCCAAAAUUUUCUUUCAUGAUUCAGAUAGAGAAUUCAAUCUUAAACAACUUUCCAAUUUACUUCAAUUAUUUAAUUUGCUUCCUUCUCUUGUUAUCCUUUGUUAAAAAGGUUUAUCUAGGUAAGCUCAGGAGCAGCAAAGAACCUAAGUUCUAGCUGCUGAUUGGUAACUGCAUAUAUAUACCGAUUGUCAUUGGCUUAUUGAUGUGUUCGGUUAGAAACCAGUAGUGUAUUGCUGCUCCUUCAACAAAUGAUACCAAGAGAAUGAAACAAAUUAGAUAAUCGAAGUAAAUUAGAAAGUUGUUUAAAAUUGUAUUCUCUUUCUGAAAGGAACAGUAAAGUCAACAUUACAUUUUCAUGACUCAGAUAGAGUAGGCAAUUUUAAACAACGUUCCAAUUGAAUCCUGUUGUUUUUGCUUUUUUCUCUUAAUAUCCUUUAUUGAAAAGCAUACUUAGGUAGACUCAGGAGCAGCAAUGCAAUACUGGGACUAUCUGGUGAUUGGUGGCCGCACAUAUAUGCCUCUAGUCAUGUGCUCACUUCAUUUGUUCAGCUAGUUGCUGCUCCUAGGUUUACUCUUCAACAAAUGAUACCAAGAGAAGUAAAUGAAUAGAAGUAAAUUGAAAAAAAUCAUGAACGUUUAAUUCUACUCUACCUUUUAAGCACCCUGAGUGCUGUUUCCUAUAUAAGGAAAUGUGGCUCAUUAUAAAGCAAUAUUAUACAUGUAUCAAUAUAAUAUCUCCUGCAGAAGUGAACCGUUUAAGAAAUAUAUUGAAACCAGUGGGCAUAGUUCAUACACUCCCAAGGGACACCUUUGUUUUAUAUAGCAAGCAAAACAAAAUAACAUUACACUGAACUGCUAUGCACAAAAUACAGAAACAAAUCAGACUUCAUUGCAUACUGUAUUAGUGCAUUUAACUUGUACAGAACACCCCUAAUUGAGAUACCAAGUUUUCCAUGUAAAAUGUCCCUUUCCUGAAUCAUUUGAGAGACUAGUUGCAACCCUGACCAAUAUAUUUGUUGUACAUCUAAAAACAUCUCUCUUGCCUUUUCUUAUUCCUCCUUGAAUGCUGUACAUCUCUGAAGUGAUAGCAGUAUUAAUGAAUUAUGUUUAAAAUGUAACUCUUUGCAUAUGACAUUGCCUUAAAGGGUUAUAUUGGUAAUAAAAAGUAUUGGGUAUAUAAAACAGAAGUGAACAUUUAUUUUAGUAUUCGUCCACAAUCAAAUUGGAGUCAUUAAUAAAACAAUAUGCUUCAAA
Messenger RNA from Bombina bombina (fire-bellied toad), 4378 nucleotides. It is a transcript of the gene RNLS, whose product is annotated as renalase, FAD dependent amine oxidase. Gene Ontology annotation, cellular component: extracellular region. Lineage: Eukaryota; Metazoa; Chordata; Amphibia; Anura; Bombinatoridae. Bases 77 to 1108 code for a protein of 343 amino acids. The transcript is spliced from 7 exons. Gene Ontology annotation, molecular function: oxidoreductase activity, acting on NAD(P)H. The record is from RefSeq and is a predicted model, not a curated record.